AAUAACAGGAAAAACAAACAUGGCGACUAUGGAGGAGAUUGAUCCGACUUGUAAUCCAAUGCAGCCUCUUUUGGAGAAGCGAUCCACAAGUCAUGUUGACUCAUCACAAAUGUCGGAGAAAGUCGAUUCUGCCAUACCCCAGCAGCCUGGGCCUGAUGACUUUCGUAAUUACGACAUCGUGCGAGCGACACAGUAUGGUGUGAUGGAACGUGUGCAGGAGCUCAUUGAGGGAGGUUUUGAUGUCAAUGAGAAUGACAGGGAAAGCGUAAGCCUCCUCCACUGGGCUGGCAUCAACAACAGGACAGAAAUUGUAAAAUACUUUGUUAGCAAGGGAGCUGUCGUGGACAAGUUUGGAGGAGACCUUAACUCAACACCUCUUCACUGGGCAACAAGGCAAGGUCAUCUGAAGAUGGUUGUACUGUUGAUGUCAUUGGGGGCAGACCCAACUCUCAGAGAUGGAGAAGGAUGUAGUUGUAUACAUCUAGCGGCUCAGUUUGGACACACAGCCAUUGUGGCCUAUCUCAUAGCCAAGGGCCACGACGUAGACAUGGUGGACCAAAACGGCAUGACAUCACUUAUGUAUGCUUCCUACAGAAUAUUUGCCUAUGAUCCCGUCCGAAUGUUGCUGACAUUUGGCGCUUCUUUAGACAAAAGGGAUAAGAUCCAGGGAAACACCCCGCUCCACUUUGCUUGUCAGACUGCCAACACGGUCAUCAUCAAGACACUGAUCAACGCUGGGGCCAACCUGGACGCUGUUAACACAAAGGGUCAGACUCCCAUUGAUCUGGCAGCCAUGCACAAGCACACAACAGUUGUGAAGCGGCUACAUGAGAUGAGGAUAGAGCUGGGAUACGACACCAGACAUUGUCUACAGAAAUACACAAACGACAAGACAGUGCGUAAGAAGGUGAUGUUGGUGUUUCCAUUCAUCGCCCUAUGGGUCAUAGGUGCAAUCCCAGAAAUGGCUGCAGACUGGUAUGUCAAGCUUGCAUUGGUUGUGGUGGCCAUCAUCGUCUGGAAGGUUGUAGCACACUUCUUCUUUGAUGACAAGUUGAUGACGAUAAUGCCAAUCAGUAUUUACUUGGCGACCAAGCUUUGGAUGUAUUACACCUGGAUUGUCUAUUUUGUGCCCUAUAUACAAAGUACAGAGAAGAAUCUUAUAUUCACUAUCAACACCUUGCUGCUGACAUAUAACUUUUGGAAGGCCUGGCGAGCUGACCCUGGCUUCAUUGAAACUGAUCGUACAGAGAAGAUCCAGGUAAUACUAGACCUGGCAGAAGACCAGACCUUGACCCUUCAGCAGUUCUGUAGCACCUGUCUGAUACACCGCCCUAUCCGGUCCAAGCACUGUAACACCUGCAACAGAUGUGUGGCAAAAAUGGACCACCACUGUCCCUGGAUUGACAACUGUGUCGGUGCUGACAAUCACAAGUAUUUCAUUGGAUAUCUGUUUUUCCUGUUCGGUAUGAUAUGCUGGUGUUUCCAUGGAUGCCAGAUUUACUGGAGUCAUGUGUGUCCAUUCGAUGUCUAUGUUGACGGUAUAACAGGUAUUAUCUAUAAGAUCGUAAAAGCGUCACCGUGGGUCGCCUGGAUUGCCCUCAACUCCCUUGGCCACAUGCUGUGGGUUGGCAUUUUGCUAACCUGUCAGCUUUAUCAGAUUAUAUGGUUAGGCAUGACUACCAAUGAGAGGAUCAACUUUGUGAAAUAUGAAUACCUACAUGACAAAGAGGCCAAAGCACAGGAACUGGCUCAGAGUCAAGGUCACGGUCACAGUCAUGGAGGUCAUGGUCACGGACACCAAACUUUUCAUGGAGGACCUAAAGCCAAAUCAAAAAAUCCCUUCUAUCGUGGAAUGUUUAAGAACGCAGUGGAUCUGUUUGGCUGGCGUCUUUGUGGAUUGCUACGGCCCAAUAAGCUUGACUAUCGACACCUGUUUGUACUGCCUGGUGAGGAGGCAGCCGUGUCAAAGAGGCUCAAAUUCAAUGUGAACCGGGAAAACUACCAGUUUGUGUAGAGAUGUGAACAAGGAAAAUCAGCUGUUAUUCUGGUGAUCAGAUAAAAGCAUUGAAUGGCUACUCUCAGGACCUCCCCCCUUUUGGUCAUUUUGUUUUAACGUAUACCUUUUUUUGAACUUUAUGCCUUAAACUAUUUUUAUUUAUUCAAUAAGAAAAAAAGGAAAUGUAUACUUCUCAAUUUCUUCAGCUGAUCAAUUUGAAUAUAAACUAGCCUCUUUUUAUAGCCUGAGAGUUUAAGCACGAUUACAUUUUUAUUUUUUCUGUAAAUUUGUUUAAUUUCAUUCAGAAAAAAACAUAUCUUAGGAUUAAACCUGUCUUUCCUGACACCACUGGGACUGAAUCAGUGUGUUGGAUAUGUAUCAGUAAGCCUGUCUUUAGUGAC
Mizuhopecten yessoensis (Yesso scallop) is the source of this 2397-nucleotide messenger RNA. RefSeq names its product palmitoyltransferase ZDHHC17-like. Gene Ontology annotation, biological process: protein palmitoylation. Gene Ontology annotation, molecular function: protein binding; palmitoyltransferase activity. The record is from RefSeq and is a predicted model, not a curated record. Lineage: Eukaryota; Metazoa; Mollusca; Bivalvia; Pectinida; Pectinidae. Bases 20 to 2014 code for a protein of 664 amino acids. The transcript is spliced from 15 exons. Gene Ontology annotation, cellular component: Golgi membrane.